GGUGGGUGGGCGGGGGGGAGGGGUUCCCGUUCACCCAGACAGUGGAAAUCGCGUAUUCGCGGACAGAAGUACUCGUCGUGUGUCAGUGGAAGUGGCGUCGUCGUAGGUGGGUGUGCUUAUCAACGGCGAUAAUGAGUGUCGAACGCGUGGACACGCGACGAAAUCACACGUUCGUCGCGAUAGAGUUUCGGGGAUCGUCGCGUGGCUAAGUGGCGGAGAACAUGACCGCUGGAAUGGCGAGGAAGUAAGCGCUUUCUGUUUUUUUUUUCUUCGUCUCUUCCGGCUUCUGGGGGAAGCGGAGGGAAGGGAGGCUACGAGUGGGCUGCCCAUAGAAGACGACGAUGAUGUCUAGACAAAGCAAAGACCCCGUGCAGAAGUGCCACUCGGACCCGGGCGCAGCGAGUGCCCCGGGCACUCCUUGCAGCCCUGGUAAGCGAAUUUCUCGACGACUGGUGCCAGGCAUUCCGAGCUCCUCGAACACACGCAAGUGUGUUCUCACCUUAGAUGGGUACAGCUACGUGAUCGUUGCAUCUCCCCCAGAUCGAAGGAUCACGAGAGACGAUACCGCAGUGUCCUCACCUGGUGCAUCUCCAAACGUUAACGCAACAACGAGCUGCACUGGUACAACAUCGUCUCUGUCGCACAAUCCUUCCUCGCCUGGUCGAAAUGGCCAAUUACCAAAACAAGGCACGUUAACGAUAGUACGCCGAAGUUCCGGCAAGAAUAGAAGUAUCGGCGGAAGUUUCGAAAGUUCACCGCCGCCACAUAGCCCCGACACUCUUUCAUCGAGCCAGUCCGUGGAUCUCGACGAAAUUCUCGAUAAUAUCGACUUGACGACAGACUCGCUCCCUGCCGUUGACACCCCCGAUGCCUGCGACAAAGCUGCUCUCAGAUUGAGAUGUUUGCUGAGGCAGCUUCAACAUGGCGAAAUAUCGGCAGAAUUGCUCCAACGAAACUUGCACUACGCGGCACGCGUUCUCGAAGCCGUUUUCCUCGACGAAACCAAGGUGAAUUCAGGCGGGGUUGAGUGCUCUCGGUCAUCGCGUAGGGGUGCGGGCCUGUCAUCUGCAUCCCUCGGAAGCGCCUUGGACUCGGACGGACCACAGGGCCACGCGGUGGUAACCCAGAAACGGAAGCUUCGCACCCCCGUAUGGGCAAGACGGCUGGCAGACGAGGACGACGAACUGUCGGAGGUUCAGCCAGACGCCGUGCCACCGGAAGUACGCGAAUGGCUCGCCUCGACCUUCACCAGACAGCUAGCCACCACCAGGCGGAAGGCGGACGAGAAACCCAAAUUCCGAUCGGUCGCCCACGCUAUCAGGGCGGGGAUUUUCGUCGAUCGGAUCUACAGGCGGGUCACCAACACCGCGCUCAUGCAGUUCCCCCAGGAAGUGGUCAAAGUACUCAAGACCCUGGACGACUGGUCCUUCGACGUGUUCUCGUUAAGCGAAGCCGCGAUGGGAACCCCCGUCAAGUACCUGGGCUACGAUCUGCUCAACCGAUACGGGAUGAUCCACAAAUUCAAGGUGCCCCCCGCAGUGUUGGAGUGCUUUUUGGGGAGGGUCGAGGAGGGUUACUGCAGGCAUCGUAACCCGUACCACAACAAUUUGCAUGCGGCUGACGUCGCGCAGACCAUGCACUACAUUCUCUGUCAAACGGGACUCAUGAAUUGGCUGACCGAUCUGGAGAUUUUCGCCACCCUCGUGGCGGCGAUUAUUCAUGAUUACGAGCACACUGGGACCACAAACAAUUUCCACGUAAUGUCCGGUAGCGAUACGGCGCUUCUCUACAACGACCGGGCAGUUCUGGAAAAUCACCACAUCUCCGCGAGCUUCCGAAUAUUGAGAGAGGACGAGUGCAACAUACUGCAAAACCUUUCGAGGGAGGAGUUCCGAGAAUUCCGUUCCCUGGUCAUCGAUAUGGUCCUCGCGACCGAUAUGAGCUUUCAUUUCCAACAAUUGAAGAACAUGAAGAACAUCCUGAGCCUGGCGGAGCCUAGCGUCGACAAAAGCAAGGCUGUCAGUCUCGUCCUCCAUUGCUGCGACAUCUCGCACCCAGCCAAAAGAUGGGACCUUCAUCACAGAUGGACGAUGCAGCUUCUGGAAGAGUUCUUCCGGCAGGGAGACAAAGAAAGGGCCAUGGGAUUGCCAUUUUCCCCCCUAUGCGAUCGUAACAAUACCCUGGUGGCUGAAUCCCAAAUAGGGUUCAUAGAGUUUAUCGUCGAGCCCAGCAUGCAGGUGUGCAGCGACAUGUUGGAGACGGUCCUCACCCCGUUGAACACCAAGGAGAGCGUGGACGAGUCCAACAACGGUUCGAACCCGGAGGCUAGGAGGUUUAAGAUUGGAAAGCCAUGGAUUCCUUGCCUCGCGGAGAACAAGAGCAUUUGGAAGGAGCAGGCUGUUCGAGAUGCUGAGGCGAGGGCACAAAAGGAGCAAGAGCAGAAGGCGAGCGACAGCCGCGAGGACGGCGACACAGUGCAACAAGCUGCGCCCGAGGAAUGAAAGAUCCGACGAGCCGUCUUGUUUCUCAAGAGAAUAUGUAAUUUUAGGCUACGAGGAGGCUCAUGAACGUUUUAGAAGUGGUCGCAGUGAUACGGGUAAACGCGUCGCGACUACAGCGAUUCCUCUCGUCGCCCCGAGCGAAAGUCAAAGGUCAGGCUUAACGUUAAGACCACCUCCACCGACUUAUUUGUAUCGUUUGUUUACCACGGCUAUCUGUUCCAUCGUCCGAUGUUCCAUUGAUCUAGCAUUUCGACGGGUGUCUGAAUAUCGAGAAUGGUGGAGCGCAGAGGCGGGCAAAAUUUUAAUCGAAUAACGCGAGUGGCGAAUGGAAACAACGUGGAGCUAUUUAUUUACCUUCUGGAAUGUAACAGAGCGGCUAGUUCGACACUAGAGCAAUUUCUGAAGAGAAUAUACAUAUUCUAGAGUAAAGAGAAAGUAUAGACAAUGGUAUUAUUGAUGGCAUUUGUUUUUUACUCGACCAAACAAUUACUCAGAUGGCCUUCCACUCGUUUCAUGUGAAACUUUAUUUUAUAGUUGAGAUUUUAAUAACCACCGAAACGAUGAAUCUCUAUCUUCCAUUCGUCAUUCGAAAUUUUCGUGUAGAUUCAAACUUUGCCCAUUUCUGAACAAUUACCACAGACUUGUUCCAAACCAGUCUCCGCGGUCGUAUUUGCGAAUUGUACAUACAAGCUUUACAUGAUUUUCUUAUUCUACGUUCUCGAAGAUAUAUUGCGUUAAUUUAUAACAAGCUGCGAAAUGAACGCCUCGACCGUGAAGUCCGAGUUAAGUCGUGGACUAACGCGGAAAUUACAUGUGCAUAAAUUCCGAUAUAGCGAAAAAAUAAUACCACGAUAUUUUGUGAAUCUUUUUAAAUACGCAUUCGUCGUGUUGGUCGCAGACUGAUUACAAGGCCACGCGCUACUUUACGUUCGAUAAAAGCUGCGUACUCUUCGAGGGCCACAAAAUAAUUGAGCUCGUCUCUAUGUCGCUUUGAUUUAUCAAAAAUUAUGGUAAACUGCAAAGGCAGAAACGAAAAAACGAUAAAUUAAUUCACCAAGAAUGUAAACACACACCUCUGUGUUCACAAUAGAGAAUCGAGGUCGGCUCGGAGAAGAAUCUCAAGGCGUUCAUUUCCCAGUUGAUAUUUCCCUGGUCGUGCAACCGAUUACGCGUGAAUUAAUUACUAUGAAAACGUAGAAGUAGCACGUCUCCCAAGGUAAACGUAGCCUAAAGUUACCACGCUGCGAUAGGCAGCAAGAAUCGAGCACACGUAAGCGAAAGAAAGUCGUAAACGUACUUAGAGCACAAUUCUCCAUUGGCGAUUAUGUGGUAGCGAGUGAAAGAACACUAUGUUAACGUCGAGGGUGAUUCCCAUGGCGUUCCGAUCAUCGGCAACGCUGUCUUUCUCCGUACCUGUUUUUUCUUACAAUUAGUCUAUAAUUACGAGCAUACGUUUUUUCAUAGGAACGAAGACUUUCAUCUUGAGAAAGAGUACGCACCGAGUUCGAUCAAAUUCGCGAUGAUCGACACCGACUGGCGACGUUACUUUACCAAUCUCAUUGCAUAUACAUCGUCAUCGUGAUUUUCUGUUUCCUAAAUUAUGUAGCCUCGUGAAGUUGGCACCCCCAAAUGCAAAUUUGGAUAAAAAUCAAAUUGCAUUCGUUUGUCCACGAUUUGUCCACGUUUGUCCAACCACAAUUUUCAUUUGUCCACCCUUCAGAAAAAAGUUUCACCACAAAUAAGCCAUUUGAGGUCAACACAUCUAUAUAGACCUUUUUUCGGGUUUCCUUAAAAAAUGUGUCUUUCCACAUUUCGUCCACUAAUGUUUUUCGUUUGUCCAACAAGUAUUUUCGUUUGUCCACCCCUCAGAAAAAAGAUACACUUCAAUUAAGGAGAAGUUGCCAGCGAUACGCUCGGUUGCGGGUCAUUUGUCCUCGUUUUGUCAAUUUCGUAGCUAAUUACGUAUGUCUGCGCAGAACCACUAACGGUACUUGUUAUUUGUUUGUUUUGUAAAUUAAUAUUAUUUACAUGUUACAUAAAAACGGGGAAAGAGAAAUAAUUAAAAUAUAAAUAGAAUGUUGCAAUUGGCAUUGUUCAAACAAUUUCUGCAUUUUAACUAUUAAUUUGCAUCCAAGGGUAUGUACCACGUACAUAUUCACCUUAAUAAUUAUUAAAUUGAUGAACAUGAUACGUAAGUGUAAGUAGCGAUACUACAUUUUCCUAAUCUAUGCAUAACCUUUUCCUAAGGGUUACACAAACGAAAACUUUAAUUGAAAAAACAAAUAACGUUAGUGGUUCUGCGCAGACAGAAAUAAUUAGCUACGAAAUUGAUAGAACGAAGACAAAUGACCCGCAACCGAGCGUAUCGCUGGCAACUUCUCCUUAAUUGAAGUGUAUCUUUUUUCUGAGGGGUGGACAAACGAAAAUACUUGUUGGACAAACGAGAAACAUUAGUGGACGAAAUGUGGAAAGACACAUUUUUUAAGGAAACCCGAAAAAAGGUCUAUAUAGAUGUGUUGACUUCAAAUGGCUUGUUUGUGGUGUAACUUUUUUCUGAAAGGUGGACAAAUGAAAAUUGUGGUUGGACAAACGUGGACAAAUCGUGGACAAACGAAUGUUAUUUGAUUUUUACCAAAAUUUGCUAGGGGUGUUAACUUCACUAAGCUAAAUUAUGUAAAAAAGAGAGAAAAAAACGACUACGACGUUACUCGAACGUUUCUACUACUCGGAACUGUUCGCAUACAGACUUUUUCUGAACGUUUUAUCGAAGGGUAAGACUAUGGAUGCGAAUUCGGACGAAAAUGUGUUCGGACUAUUUCUGACGAAUUCGUCCGAAUAAACAAAUACCUGUUUUUCAAUGAUAGUGUUUAAUCCGUUGACAUGCUCUAUUUUACCAUCAUUUAACAACAUUAUCU
Molecule: messenger RNA, 5416 nt
Organism: Hylaeus anthracinus
Lineage: Eukaryota; Metazoa; Arthropoda; Insecta; Hymenoptera; Colletidae
Product: dual specificity calcium/calmodulin-dependent 3',5'-cyclic nucleotide phosphodiesterase 1-like
Exons: 12
Coding region: 342-2501 (719 amino acids)
Biological process (GO): signal transduction
Molecular function (GO): 3',5'-cyclic-AMP phosphodiesterase activity
Source: RefSeq, a predicted model, not a curated record